CUCUCUCUCUCUCUCUCUCUCUCUCUCUCUCUCUCUCUCUCUCUCUCCCUGGGGAUACAGAAUAUAAUUCGGCACAAUUAGGCUGUGUGGCAAAUGGCAUGCUUAGAGAUGUACAAUUCAAAUGGCCGUGCUCCUAUGAGCCCGAGAAUCUCCUUCUCCAACGACUUCGUCGAGAUCAAACCGGAGAAGAAGAACAACACGAGAACAAAGACAGAGAGUCAUCUCAUGUCGACGUCGUCGUCUGAUUUCGAGUUCUCCGUCGCGAACUACACGAUGAUGCCAGCCGACGAGCUCUUCUCCAAAGGAAAGCUCCUGCCUUUCAAAGAGACCAGUCACGUCCAAAGGACCUUGAGAGAAGAGCUUCUAAUUGAAGAAGAAGGCUCUGAAGAAGAUGACUUCACACUCAGGCCUCCACCAUCGUCGUCUUCUUCGUCCAAGGGAAAGUGGAAGGGGCUGUUGGGUCUCAAGAGGAAUCAUGUAAUUGGGUCCAAGAAAACUGAUAAGAUCAACGAGGAGAGAUUUGUUCACUCGGAGACCAAACAAUCUCAGGUAGAAGGAUCAACUUGCAGCGGCAUGGAGAAAGGCAUGUAGAGAACUUGGUUGGAUUUUGUCUCAUGCAUGAUGAUGUUUGCUUCCUGGUUUAAAUUCAGAUUAUGUUCAUCUUAUAUAAAAAAAAAAUGGUAGAGUCGUUUUUUUUGUCGAUGUAGUGUUUUUUUUUUAAUUUAUAAGGGAAAAAAAUUGUAGUGAAUAUUUUAUUUUUGUAUUUUGUUUGAAUGGGAGUUGGAGUUUAUGUGUUUGGCUGUACAAAAACUAAAUUGUUAUGUUAUGUUUUGUAGUCGAAGAUAUUUAUUCCAUGUUGGUUUAGUUUCCACGUA
Tarenaya hassleriana is the source of this 875-nucleotide messenger RNA. RefSeq lists its product as uncharacterized. The record is from RefSeq and is a predicted model, not a curated record. Bases 94 to 591 code for a protein of 165 amino acids. The transcript has 2 exons. Lineage: Eukaryota; Viridiplantae; Streptophyta; Magnoliopsida; Brassicales; Cleomaceae.